Molecule: messenger RNA, 4556 nt
Organism: Sitophilus oryzae (rice weevil)
Lineage: Eukaryota; Metazoa; Arthropoda; Insecta; Coleoptera; Curculionidae
Product: zinc finger homeobox protein 4-like
Exons: 26
Coding region: 229-4326 (1365 amino acids)
Molecular function (GO): nucleic acid binding; zinc ion binding
Source: RefSeq, a predicted model, not a curated record
AAUUUUAAACAGAUAACUGCAGUUAACAGAUUUUAGGUUAUUUCUAGGUUAUUUCCCGAGUUAUUAUUUUAGAUAGUUAUUUUAUUAUUAUAUGAAGCCGCGGAUUCAAAUAAAUUGCUAAUUAGAUGGAUAGAUAAGUGAGAGAUUAGAUAUCUGAUGAGGUUAUUUUAAUCUUAUUCAUGAAAUAAUAUAAAAUCAGGUAUCCCUUUAUGCUUAUAUCAUAAAAAUAUGUUUGCAGAUCAUGAUCCCAAGGAAAUAUACAAAUUACAUUCCUACGUAAAUGAUACAGACGACUCUUCAACAAAUUCAGAUGAAAGUGAUGCAUUAUUACAAUUUAAACCUGCACUUUAUACCUACGAAGAAUUAUCAGAUGCUAUUAUUAUUGAACCAGAGGGUUGUUAUAUAUGCAUAGCUAAGUUAGUAUCGCCACACAUUGCUACAUCUCAUUAUAACUCAAAGAAGCAUAAACGUAAUAUUGCGGCACACUGUGUUUUAAAUAAUCUAAAAAGUAAACAAGAUAUAGAAGCGAUAGUAAAGGAAAAAAUAGAGAAUUUGACACUACCAGAUUACUGUUAUAUAUGCAAAGCUAAUUUAAUGUUGCCAGACAAUGCUACAUCUCAUUAUAACUCGAAGAGGCAUAAAAAUAAUAUUACGGUGCACAGAGAUGGGAUUUUAAAUAACCUAAAAAGUGAACAGCAAGAAUCGAUAAUAAGGGAAAAAAUAGAGAAUUUGACAUUACCUGAUUUUUGUCAUAUAUGCAAAGCUAAUUUAACGACAUCAGAAAAUGCUACAUCUCAUUAUAACUCGAAGAAGCAUAAAAGUAAUAUUGCGGUGCGCAGAGAUGAGAUUUUAAAUAACCUAAAAAUUGAACAGCAAGAAGCGAUAGUAAAGGAAAAAAUAGAGAAUUUGAUAUUACCUGAUUUUUGUCAUAUAUGCAAAGCUAAUUUAAUGACAUCAGACAAUGCUACAUCUCAUUAUAACUCGAACAGGCAUAAAAGUAAUAUUGUGGCACACAGAGAUAAAAUUUUAAAUAACCUAAAAGUUGAACAGCAAGAAGCGAUAGUAAAGGAAAAAAUAGAGAAUUUGACACUACCAGAUUAUUGUUAUAUAUGCAAAGCUAAUUUAAUGGCGCCAGGCAAUGCUACAUCUCAUUAUAAUUCAACGAAGCAUAAAAGUAAAAUUCAGGCGCACAGAGAUGAGAUUUUAAAUAACCUAAAAAGUGAACAACAAGAUUUAAAAGCGACAAAAAAGGAAAAAAGAGAGGAUUUGACACCACCGGAUUAUUGUGAUAUAUGCAAAGUUAAGUUCAUAUCGCCACAACAUACUAGAACUCAUUAUAACUCCAAGAGGCAUAAACAUAAUAUUGAGCUUGAAAAUAACCUAAAUAGUUUACAAAAGGAAGCAGUCGAAGAUAAAAGUUAUUGUUGCUUUGUAUGCGGAAUUGAAUUGAAUUCCAAAGAGUUAUAUGAUAAUCACGUUCAAAACAGUGGCCACAAAUCAUAUUCUUCUGUAUUACAAAAUAAAAAUAGUCAUGAAACUAUAGUUAAUGUCAAUAGCAAUGAUUGUAAUAUAAGUACCAAUAAAGCAUCAUCAGAUUCAAUUGCUAUUGGACCUGUAGGUAAUGUAGAAGUCAACGGAGCAGAAUCAGCAUUAAAACAUGGUAUAAAUUCAUCGAAAAACAUAGAUAAAUCUAAAUAUAUUCAAGAUAAACAAGAAAAAGUCAUGUCAAAAUCUGAGCAAAAUCUAGAAGCAACAGUAAAGGAAAAAAUAGAGGAUUUGACACCACCGGAUUAUUGUUAUAUAUGCAAAGUUAAUUUAAUGUCGCCAUUCGAUGCUACAUCUCAUUAUAACUCGAAAAGGCAUAAACGUAAAAUUGUGGUACACAGAGAUGAGAUUAUAAAUAACUUAAAAAGUGAAAAACAGAAAGCAGUGGACGUUAAAAGUUAUUGUUGCCUUAUAUGCGAUAUCCGAUUAAAUUCCAAAAAAUUAUAUAAUUCUCAUCUUCAAAGCAAUGUUCACCAAUUAUAUGCUUCUAUAGAAAAAACUAAUUUUGGUCAUAAACCUAUUAUUAAUAUGAAUAGCAAUGAUUGUAAUAUAACUGAAGGUGAAAAUGAAACUGCUGCUUGUUAUAACGCCAAUGAAAAAGAGCCUGUUAUAGAUGAUUUAGAGGCACAGGAGAUUAAACCUGUUAUAAACAACGAAGAAAUGUUAAAAAUAAAUGAUACCAAUCAAAAAGAGCCUGUUAUAGAUAUUUUAGAGUUAAAUAACCUAAAAAGUGAACAACAAGAUCUAGAAGCGAUAGUAAAGGAAAAAAUAGAGGAUUUGACACUACCCGAUUAUUGUUAUAUAUGCAAAAAUAAUUUAACAUCGCCAAUUCAUUAUAACUCGAAGAGGCAUAAACGUAAUAUUGCAGUGUACAGAGAUGAGCUUUUAAAUAACCUAGAAAGUGAACAAGUUUAUGUAGAUCUAAAAACGAUAGUAAAUGAAAAAAUAGAGAAUUUGACACUACCGGAUUGCUGUUAUAUAUGCAAAGCUAAUUUAAUGUCGCCAGGCAAUGCUACAUCUCAUUAUAAUUCAAAGAAGCAUAAAAGUAAAAUAGCGCUGUACAGAGAUAAGAUUGUAAAUGACCUAAAAAGUCAACAACGGGAAGCAGUCGAAGUUAAAAGCGAAACGGGGAUUCAACCUGGUAUAGACGAUGGAGAAAAGCUGGAAGAAAAUAAUACCAAUCAAAAAGAGCCUGGUAUAGAUAUUUUAGAGUUAAAUAACCUAAAAAGUGAACAACAAGAUCUAGAAGCGAUACUAAAAGAAAAAUUAGAGGAUUUGACACUACCCAAUUAUUGUUAUAUAUGCAAAGCUAAUUUAAUGACACCAGGCAGUGCUACAUCGCAUUAUAACUCGAAGAGGCAUAAACGUAAUAUUGUGGUGUGCAGAGAUGAGAUUGUAAAAAACCUAAAAAGUGAACAACAGGAAGCAGUCGAAGUUAAAAGGAAAGAAGAGUUGAAUCCUGAUAUAAACAAUGGAGAAAUGUUGGAAAAAAAUAAUAUCAAUCAAAAAGAGCCUGUUAUAGAGAUUUUAGACGAAACGGGGAUUCAACCUGGUAUAGACAAUGGAGAAAAGCUGAAAAAAAAUAAUACCAAUCAAAAAGAGCCUGGUAUAGAUAUUUUAGAGUUAAAUAACCUAAAAAGUGAACAACAAGAUUUAAAAGCGACAAAAAAGGAAAAAAGAGAGGAUUUGACACCACCGGAUUAUUGUGAUAUAUGCAAAGUUAAGUUCAUAUCGCCACAACAUACUAAAACUCAUUAUAACUCCAAGAGGCAUAAACAUAAUAUUGAGCUUGAAAAUAACCUAAAUAGUUUACAACAGGAAGCAGUCGAAGAUAAAAGUUAUUGUUGCUUUGUAUGCGGAAUUGAAUUGAAUUCCAAACAGUUAUAUGAUAAUCACGUUCAAAACAGUGGUCACAAAUCAUAUUCUUCUGUAUUACAAAAUAAAAAUAGUCAUGAAACUAUAGUUAAUGUCAAUAGCAAUGAUUGUAAUAUAAGUACCAAUAAAGCAUCAUCAGAUUCAAUUGCUAUUGGACCUGUAGGUAAUGUAGAAGUCAACGGAGCAGAAUUAGCAUUAAAACAUCGUAUAAAUUCAUCGAACAACAUAGAUAAAUCUAAAUAUAUUCAAGAUAAACAAGAAAAAGUAAUGUCAGAAUCUGAGCAAGAUCUAGAAGCAACCGUAAAGGAAAUAAUAGAGGAUUUGACACCACCGUAUUAUUGUUAUAUAUGCAAAGUUAAUUUAAUGUCGCCAUUCGAUGCUACAUCUCAUUAUAACUCGAAAAAGCAUAAACGUAAAAUUGUGGUACACAGAGAUGAGAUUAUAAAUAACUUAAAAAGUGAAAAACAGAAAGCAGUGGACGUUAAAAGUUAUUGUUGCCUUAUAUGCGAUAUCCGAUUAAAUUCCAAAAAAUUAUAUAAUUCUCAUCUUCAAAGCAAUGUUCACCAAUUAUAUGCUUCUAUAGAAAAAACUAAUUUUGGUCAUAAACCUAUUAUUAAUAUGAAUAGCAAUGAUUGUAACAUAACUGAAGGUGAAAAUGAAACUACUGCUUGUUAUAAUGCCAACGAAAAAGAGCCUGUUAUAGAUGAUUUAGAGACACAGGAGAUUAAACCUAUUAUAAACAACGAAGAAAUGUUAAAAAUAAAUGAUACCAAUCAAAAAGAGCCUGUUAUAGAUAUUUUAGAGUUAAAUAACCUAAAAAGUGAACAACAAGAUCUAGAAGCGAUAGUAAAGGAAAAAAAUAGAGGAUUUGACACUACCCGAUUAUUGUUAUAUAUGCAAAAAUAAUUUAACAUCGCCAAUUCAUUAUAACUCGAAGAGGCAUAAACGUAAUAUUGCAGUGUACAGAGAUGAGCUUUUAAAUAACCUAGAAAGUGAACAAGUUUAUGUAGAUCUAAAAACGAUAGUAAAUGAAAAAAUAGAGAAUUUGACACUACCGGAUUGCUGUUAUAUAUGCAAAGCUAAUUUAAUGUCGCCAGGCAAUGCCACAUCUCAUUAUAAUUCAAAGAAGCAUAAAA